UAUAGAUAUAUAUAUAGAGAGAGAGAGAGGCGCAGGUAUUAACGUACGUAGUUAGCUUACAAUCAAGAAGCUAGGUCUCCGGUGCUGUCUCCAACAAUAAUAUGAUGGAAAAGGCUUAUUCCCUCUUUCUCUGCGUUCUCUUCAUUUCAGUCCUCUUUUUGCCAUCCACAGCAGCUGGAAGAGCACUGCUUCAGACAGCUCAAACGGAGGGUGAGGGUGGAAACCACGGCGGAAAUGAUGGGAGUAAAAUGGGAGUAACAGGCAGUCGCUCCAAACCUGCCCCCUCCAAAACUGGAGUUUCAUCUCCCUCCAAACCGACCCCCGGCGCAUGCGUUCAAAGUUCGCACCGUGCAUGUGCAAUAUCCAAAUUCAAUGCAGCCAGACGCAGACAUUGCAGCAAUUAUAAACGUAGCUGCAAGUGAAGCUUACGAAGUUGAAGUAAAGUGGAAAAUUCAGAACAAGGAAAACAAUAGUGAUAAUUAUUCAUACUUACACUCGUAGUUCACAAAGUAGAA
Messenger RNA from Vitis riparia (riverbank grape), 515 nucleotides. RefSeq lists its product as uncharacterized. Bases 102 to 422 code for a protein of 106 amino acids. NCBI's taxonomy places the organism in Eukaryota, Viridiplantae, Streptophyta, Magnoliopsida, Vitales, Vitaceae. The transcript has 3 exons. The record is from RefSeq and is a predicted model, not a curated record.